AUGGAGCUAGCUACCAAAGAGGCGAGGAGGAGCCCCCUCGGCUCCAGAGGGAAGCCCCCAACAAGCUCCCGAGCGGGAGCCGGGCGCGACCGCAGCACCUGGAUCCGCGCCGGCCGGUCGGCGGAGGAGACGCGGCGACUGGAACAGCCGGCGCUGUCAGACACGCUCGGAGCACAGCCGACCCGAUCCCUCAACGCGUUUGUCAGCCCCAACUCUUGCAAGACUCUUCUCUCCGCUCCGGAAAGGCCCGCGUUCCCCACGCCUCGACCCUCACCCCCGGUACCUGGGUGGCUGGCACAUGACUCUCCAUCCUGUCCCCGGGACCCGGCGGGAGCGAGGGCCAGGCGCCGCAUCCUCCCUCCCGGGCUCCCCCGGCCCCGGCCCCGGCCCCGGCCCCGACCCCGACCCCGACCCCGACCCCAACCCCGCUGCCCGCACGCGGCCGCACAAAGCGCGCCGCCCCGCCGCCGGGACAAAGCGGGCCCGGGCGCCGGCACCUACCUCGGUGCGGAACGCCGGCCGGGCAGGCGGGAGUGCGGCGGGCGGAGGCGCACCGCGCGGCGGCCCGCCCACCCGUCCGCCCACGGGCCCUCGCGGCUCCCGGCACCUCCCCACCGCUCUUGGCGAGCUCCGGCGGUUCGCGGCCUGAGGGAGGUGCGGCGCGAAGUGCGCAGGCGCGGCGGGCCGAUGGGCGGGGCGGGCGCGCGCGGGCGGGAAGAACGCCGAGCGACCGGGCGUGGGCGCCGGCGGAGGUCGACGUCCGGGCGGGCAGCCGGCAGUGGGCGUCGCUGCUGCUGGUGCUGCCGCUGCAGUAGUUGCUGCCGCUGCUGCUGCCUCCGCGUCAUGGAGUGCACGGCCGUGGCAGUCUGCGAGAUUUUGAAAUAUUUAAUAAUUCACUGGAAGUGUGAAACAGGAACAUCAAAGGGAGCAUUGCUAGAAGGACAGCUAGUGAUUUCCAUGGAAGCAUUAAAUUCUAAGCAUCAGGCAAAUACUCUUCAUUGUGUAACAACUAUUGCUUCUGCAGGAAGCAUUUAUGGUGGUUUGGUUCUCAAGAAGUUCCUAAAAGAAAUACAAUCUGUACUGCCCGGAUUCUCUGCAAAACUGAAUUGGACUUCAGAGGAAGCCAGCUGUUCUCAGGACAUAUCAGGGGUAACACCAUUCCAGAUGAUUUUUGAGGUUGAUGAAAAGCCCAGAACUUUGAUGACAGAUAGUUUGGUGAUAAAGAAUUUUUUACAUAAAAUUGUCAUGGUACACCCUAAGAUUAAAUUUAAUUUCACUGUAAAGGUGAAUGGAGUCCUUUCCAUGGAAGUCUUUGGGACAAAGAAUGAACCCACUUUGAACCUAUCGAAUGGAAUUGCUCUUGUUAUAAGUUGUCAGCAUUAUGUGAGGAGACCACGAUUUGGUACAGCUGAAUUACUCUGCGGCCGAAUCCGCCCUGUCCUCGGACCUCCAGUGGUGCUCUGCAUCCCCGGUGACAUGGCUGGCCCGGGCUUCUCCGGAUCGCUGACACUGACUCCAGCCGCUGCUCUGUGUCCCUGCCCAAAGGUCUUUUCCAACCAGCUGAAUAGGAUUUCUUCGGUUUCCAUAUUUCUAUAUGGACCUUCAGGUCUGCCCCUGAUAUUGCCAAGUCAGGAGCCACCAACUACUACUGUCUUCAAAGAUACCUCUUAUUUCAUUGACUGGAAGAAAUACCACUUGUGUAUGGUGCCCAAUUUGGGUCUCAGUUUGGAUAGAGAUUUGGUGCUUCCAGAUGUGAGUUAUCAGGUGGAAUCCAGUGAGGGAGAUCAGUCUCAAAAUAUGGACUUCCAGGGACAAACUCUGCUGCUUUUUCUCUUUGUGGAUUUUCACAGCGGAUUUCCAGUCCAGCAAACAGAACUGUGGAGAGUCCACACCUUGCUUACCACUCAUCUCAGUGCCAUCCUCACGGAGAGCCACAGCGUAGUGCAAGAUUCUGUCCAGGUUGCCGUGGACCAGGCCUUGGAACAGCAUCACCAGGCUACCAAGGAUCAUCAGAAAUUGCAGGUCUCACUCUCAGUGGCUGUGAAUUCCAUCAUGAGUAUCGUGACUGGAAGCACCAGCAGUAGCUUCCGAAAGAUCUGUCUCCGUGCCCUUCAAGCAGCUGACACUCAAGAGUUUGGGACCAAACUGCAUAAAUCAUUUCAUGAGAUCACCCGGCACCGACUUCUUCCCUACUGCUCAUGUGAGAUGAAACAGCAGCUGCUUCCAGAGAAAAAUGCAGAGCAGAGCACAGAGGAUGCACAUGAGAACAGCAGCCUGGAACUCCUUGCAGGGACCAGCGAGCAAGUUGAAAACAAGAGGCUCAAGAGGGGCUGCCUCCGGCAGGGCAUGGAGGAAACGCGGGCCUUCCACUCUGCCAGGACCCGGAGCCCGUCAGAGGCCGCCGCGUGCCGCACGAAGCCCACAGGGGCCUCCCUGACGCCUGGCGGGAGCAGGGGGAGCCCCGGGGACAGCCUGGAGGACUCGCUCUGGCAGCAGGAGGUCUCCAAUCUAUCCGAGUGGCUGAGUCCCGGCCCUGAGCCCUAAGCUGGGG
Messenger RNA from Callorhinus ursinus (northern fur seal), 2551 nucleotides. The record is from RefSeq and is a predicted model, not a curated record. NCBI's taxonomy places the organism in Eukaryota, Metazoa, Chordata, Mammalia, Carnivora, Otariidae.